GAACUGGAUUCCGUCAAAAUUGAACGUAGCAGAUGAUGCCACGAAGUGGCAAAAACUUCCAGAUUUAAGUCCUUCAAGUCGAUGGUUCCGGGGUCCAGAGUUUUUGUGGAAACCGCAAAAGGAAUGGCCUGUAACAACAAGAAACAACGAUGAAACCGCUGAAGAGAUGCGCUCGCACGUGCUUCACCAUUCUGUCGAACCUGCGCUGUUUCGGUGGGAAGAUUUCUCGAGAUGGAAGAGUCUGCUGCGCCACGUAGCGUUUGUGAAAAGAUAUCCAGCAAAUUUACGCAGGAAGCUGGCGCAGAAAUCCACCGUUGUCGGUCCACUAACUCAGGAGGAAUUACAAGAGGCAGAGCUGUUUAUUAUAAAACAGGUACAACAUGCUGAGUACGCUGCGGAGCUAGAUCUUCUGAAGAAACCAAAUCUUGUUACAUGGAAGAACGUGUUGCCGAAGAAUAGCUCGCUAUACAAGCUUAGUCCCUUCCUGGACGAAAACGGAUUACUGCGUAUGAAAAGCCGCAUUGACAACUGCGAUCUGGUGGAUGAAUGUACGAAACGUCCGAUACUGUUGCCAAAACGUCAUCCAGUAACCGAUCUUAUCAUCGCGAGCAUUCAUCAGAAGUACUGCCACAUGAAUCACCAGACUGUCCUCAACGAAGUUCGUCGUAGGUUCUAUGUUCAUAAACUGCGGUCUGUUUACAACCGUGUUCGAAGUCAAUGUCAGCUCUGCAAAAACCGACAGGCAAGGCCAGUUGCUCCAGAAAUGUCCGCUCUACCACCAGCACGAAUGAAAGCGUUCUGCCGCCCAUUCUCGUACGUCGGUAUUGACUAUUUUGGGCCGAUGAAUGUAGUUGUUGGCCGACGGAUUGAGAAACGCUGGGGUGUGCUGAUCACCUGCCUUACCGUACGAGCAAUACAUCUAGAACUCGCUCACAGCCUCACAACAGACUCGUGUAUUCUUGCCAUCCGAAACUUCGUCGCCAGAAGAGGUGCUCCGCUAGAAAUAGUCAGCGAUCGUGGCACGAAUUUUAUUGGAGCCAGUCGGGAGCUGAAAGAAGCGUUACUGCUAGUGAACCAGGACAAGCUAAUGGAACAUUUUGUUACGGCCGACACCAAAUGGUCGUUCAACCCGCCUGCUUCUCCUCACUUUGGCGGAGCCUGGGAAAGGCUUGUCCAAUCUGUAAAGAAAGCCCUAAAGCACAUCCAACCAACACGCACACCCACCGAUGAGCUGCUGAAGAAUAUGCUGAGCGAGAUCGAAUUGAUUGUCAACUCGCGACCGCUGACAGAAUUACCGCUAGAUGAUGAACUGUCUCAACCACUCACACCCAAUCACUUUCUGCUCGGUUCGUCCGACGGUUCAAAGCCCCCGAUCGCAUUUGACGAUACCACUCUUGCUCUAAAGAACACCUGGAAGACGUCGCAGGUCUACGCAAACCGGUUUUGGCGACGCUGGAUUGCUGAAUACUUACCAACACUUACACGAAGAGUGAAAUGGUUUCAUCGAGCCAAGCCUAUUGCAGUGGGAGACAUCGUAGUCGUCGUGGACGAUACACUACCGAGGAAUUGCUGGCCGAAAGGGCGGGUGGUCCACGCAAUCCAGUCCAAGGAUGGACAGGUACGACGUGCUGUGGUGCAAACAGCGAGGGGAAUUCUGGAGCGGCCAGCCGUAAAACUUGCAGUGUUGGACGUUGGUGCUACUGUAAGUACAUCGGACUAAUGACCUCGAAGUACUUGGGGGGGAGUGUCGCUACGGUACGUGGCGAAGCACCAUACAUCCAAGUACGCUUUCGAUCCACACCUUUGACUAUUUACGUAGUCCGUAUUGUUGACCCAUCGACUGGGGAGAGAAGACAAAGACCGGUGGAUUGAGCAUUGUCCCUCAAUGUGCAUGCAAACGUGCUAGCAAAAGUUUAGGCAAAUUUGCUCUGAUUAUAUUAUAAUAAUUGAAACAUUUCUACUUAUAAACUAAAGUGAAUUGUAUAAUCCUACCUAAUAUUAGUGGUAAAACGAACCGUUCUAGUUAAAAAGUGAAUUAAAAUCUAUUAAAAUAGUACGGUUGAUAUAAAAAACGUAGGUCAGUUCAUGCAAUGGUUAAUUGUGUCUAUUAAUCUAACGUAAUUCAAUCUAUUAAAGAUCUUAACUGAUACUUUGCUGCUAUCCUAGUAUCAAAGGGAACAUGCAAAUAUCUAAGAAGCACGACAGCAGCAUUCCCACAAACGAGCAGUGAGCUAAAUAUAGAGGAUAGCUGACACGAAUGAGACAUUAAACAGAUUUUUUAACUUCGUUAUCGUUGCUGAAUAAAUACGUCGUUCAAAAAAACUGGAAAAUCGUCUCUCUCUUGUUGCGAUUGCAACAGU
Aedes albopictus (Asian tiger mosquito) is the source of this 2360-nucleotide messenger RNA. RefSeq lists its product as uncharacterized. The record is from RefSeq and is a predicted model, not a curated record. Gene Ontology annotation, molecular function: nucleic acid binding. The transcript has 3 exons. Gene Ontology annotation, biological process: DNA integration. Lineage: Eukaryota; Metazoa; Arthropoda; Insecta; Diptera; Culicidae. Bases 167 to 1720 code for a protein of 517 amino acids.